GUUUUUCCACCACUUGGCGUCUGUUUACGGCCGCCGAUCAACUGACCUGUAGAGUGAGGUCACGUGACAGAGGCGUCGCUGAAAACAUUGAGCCGUUCACCGCUUAGACGCCAUCAGGAGCCGUUUGACCAGAACCCGGAGGCAGAGCUCCGACUGUCGCCGCUUUGUCCCUCCGAUGGCAGAGAGAGCCGGGCGGCAUGGGGGCUAAAGAGUCGAGGAUCGGAUUCCUGUCUUAUGACGAGGCUGUCAGGAGAGUUACUGAUGUGGAGCUGAAGCGGCUGAAAGAUGCCUUCAAGAGAACCAGCGGCCUGUCGUUUUACAUGACCCAGCAGUGCUUCUACAGAGAAGUCCUGGGAGAUGGAGUUCCCCCGAAGGUUGCAGAGGUGAUCUACAGCUCAUUCGGAGGCUCCUCCAAAGGUCUGCACUUCAACAACCUGAUGGUGGGUCUGGUGCUGCUGACCAGAGGACGCGAUGAGGAGAAGGCCAAGUACCUCUUCAGCCUGUUUGCCAGCGAUCUGAGUGGAUACGCUGCCAGGGAAGAUAUCGAGGCAGUCCUGCAGGUCCUGGAUGGAGAAGUCCCCUCCUCGCUGAAGAAGUGCUUCAUAGAGAGUGACAAAGUGAACUAUGAGCGCUUCAGGAUCUGGCUCCUGCAGAACAAGGAGGCCUUCACUCUGUCGCGCUGGCUUCUCUCUGGAGGAGUGUGUGUCACGCUGACAGACGACAGCGACACGCCCACCUUCUACCAGACCCUCGCCGGCGUCACACACCUGGAGGAGUCUGACAUCAUCGACUUGGAGAAGCGCUACUGGCUGCUGAAAGCACAGUCCAGAACCGGCCGCUUUGACCUGGAAACCUUCGUCCCGCUGGUCUCUCCUCCCAUCCACGCCUCUCUGGGUGAAGGCCUUUUUCACGCCUUUGAUGAAAAUCGGGACAAUCACAUCGACUUUAAGGAGAUCUCCUGUGGGCUCUCGGCCUGCUGCAGGGGGCCAGUCGCUGAAAGGCAGAAAUUUUGCUUCAAAGUGUUCGAUGUGGACCGUGACGGGGUUCUGUCUCGAGAUGAGCUCCAUGAGAUGGUGGUUGCCUUGCUGGAGGUGUGGAAGGACAAUCGCACAGACACCAUCCCUGAGCUGCUCACCAACGUGUCGGACAUAGUGGAGGAGAUCCUGAAGAUGCACGAUACGACCAAGCUGGGUCAUUUGACCCUGGAAGAUUACCAGAUCUGGAGCGUAAAGAGCGCUUUGGCCAACGAGUUCCUAAACCUGCUCUUCCAGGUUUGCCACAUAGUGCUGGGCCUGAGGCCGGCCACUCCUGAGGAAGAAGGGCAGAUCAUCAGGGGCUGGUUGGAGAGGGAGAGCAGACACGGGCUGCAGCAAGGCCAGAACUGGUUCCUCAUCUCCAUGCUAUGGUGGCAGCAGUGGAAAGACUACGUCAAAUACGACAGUCCCCGCUGUUGUCUUCCUGUCCAGGAGCAUAACGGCAUCGUUGUGGAGCAGCCGUCCAUCCUGAGCUUCCUCAGAGCCCCGAUGGCCACAGCCACCGUGGAGCCCGCGCAUCCUGACAGACCGGGGGGGCUGGGAUCCUUUGGCCCCUCCAGCCCCUCAGAGGAGAAGUCCCCGGAUGCUGUUUCCAGUGCCUCAGAAGCAACAGAGAACGCAGCACUGAGUCCUCAGCUCGCUCCCUCAGCAGCAGAGAGCUGCUUCGCCCGUCAACACAACCUAUCGGAAAACAACAAUCAGUGCUUCUCUGCAGCCAACGGCCACCUGCCCUCCCAGCUGACGGCACAGAGACCCGGAGCCAUCGACAACCAGUCCCUGGUCACCACCGAGCCCAUAAAGGCCCCAACGUUAACCAUGGAGGGCGGUAGGCUGAGGCGCUCUCUGCAGCUGGUUCCUGGCAGAGAUUUUGAGAUGGUGCCAGAGCCGGUGUGGCGGGCCCUCUACCACUGGUACGGUGCCAACCUGAGCCUGCCUCGAUCGGUCAUCCUGGAAAGCAAGACAGGUCAAGCAGAGCUGGAGCUCUUCCCCCGCUACCUCCUCUUCCUCCGCCAGCAGCCGGCCACGCGCUCCCCCCAGUCCAACAUCUGGGUCAAUAUGGGUAUGACCAGCCUGCGAAUGUUCCCACCGUAUUUGCCCCCACCCAGAGGAAACGUUCCUUCUCCAAACGCUCCCCUCAAGAGGAUGCUGGCUUACACCGGCUGCUUCAGCCGCAUGGGCACCAUCAAGGACAUCCACCUGUACCUGUCUCAGCGGCUCCGCAUCAAGGAGGAGGACAUGAGGCUGUGGCUCUACAACAGUGAGAACUACCUCACCCUGCUGGAUGAUGAAGACCACACACUGGAGAGUCUGAAGAUCCAUGAUGAGCAGCAGCUGGUUAUUGAGGUGAGAAACAAAGACAUGAGCUGGCCGGAGGAGAUGUCCUUCAUCGCCAACAGCAGUAAAAUGGACCGACACAAAGUUCCCACUGAGAAAGGUGCGACCGGCCUCAGUAACCUUGGCAACACGUGCUUCAUGAACUCCAGCAUUCAGUGCGUGAGCAACACCAAGCCGCUGUCCGACUACUUCCUUUCAGGACGACACCUCUACGAGCUCAACAGGACCAACCCCAUCGGGAUGAGGGGCCACAUGGCCAAGUGUUACGGAGACCUGGUGAUGGAGCUGUGGAGCGGGACGCAGAAGAGCGUAGCGCCACUCAAACUCAGGUGGACGAUAGCGAAGUACGCCCCGCGUUUCAACGGCUUCCAGCAGCAGGACUCCCAGGAGCUGCUGGCGUUCCUCCUCGACGGCCUCCAUGAAGAUCUGAACCGGGUCCAUGAGAAGCCUUAUGUGGAGCUGAAGGACAGCGACGGACGGCCCGACUGGGAGGUGGCUUCUGAGGCCUGGGAGAACCACCUGCGCAGGAACCGCUCCAUUGUGGUGGAUCUGUUCCACGGUCAGCUCAAGUCGCAGGUGAAGUGUAAAACCUGCGGCCACAUCAGCGCCCGCUUUGACCCCUUCAACUUCCUGUCUCUGCCUCUGCCCAUGGACAGCUCCAUGCAUCUGGAGAUCACAGUCAUUAAACUGGACGGCUCCACGCCGGUGCGCUACGGUCUGAGGCUGAACAUGGAUGAGAAGUACACGGGGCUGAAGAAGCUGCUGAGCGAGCUGUGCGUCCUGAAGCCCGAGCAGAUCCUCCUGGCUGAGGUCCACGCUUCCAACAUCAAGAACUUCCCUCAGGACAACCAGAAGGUCCGUCUCUCUGUCAACGGCUUCCUGUGUGCGUUUGAGGUGCCGGUUCCAGGUUCGCCAACAUCUCUGAGCUCCCCGACGCUCACAGACGUCACGCCAACGGUCAACGACUCUCCUGCUAAUGGGCACCUAAUCCCUAACGGGGGGCCUGGCACGGCGGUGGCCAGCAGCCCAGAGACGCCGCUGGUCAACGGCGUUGGCAACGGACACAUCACACCUGUGCAGGAGAGCCCCUUCAUCGGGUACAUCAUCGCCAUGCACAGGAAGAUGAUGCGUACGGAGCUCUACUUCCUGUCGUCUCAGAAGAACCGGCCCAGUCUGUUUGGAAUGCCUCUCAUCGUUCCCUGCACGGUCCACACCAGUAAGAAGGACCUGUAUGACGCAGUGUGGAUCCAGGUGUCCCGCCUGGCCAGCCCGCUGCCCCCGCAGGAGGCCAGCAACCACGCCCAGGACUGCGAUGACAGCAUGGGUUACCAGUACCCCUUCACCCUCCGGGUCGUGGGGAAGGAUGGCAAUUCGUGUGCCUGGUGUCCCUGGUACAGGUUCUGUAGAGGCUGCACUGUUGAGUGUACAGAGGACAGAGCUUCUGUAGGGAACGCCUACAUCGCUGUGGACUGGGACCCCACCGCCCUGCACCUCCGCUACCAGACCUCCCAGGAGAGGAUCGUGGAGGAGCACUGCAGCGUGGAGCAGUCCCGCCGCGCUCAGGCUGAGCCCAUCAGCCUGGACAGCUGCCUGAAGGCCUUCACCAGUGAGGAGGAGCUGGGGGAGGACGAGCUCUACUACUGCUCAAAGUGUAAGACCCACCGACUGGCCACCAAGAAGCUGGACCUCUGGAGGCUGCCGCCGAUCCUGAUUGUUCACCUGAAGCGCUUCCAGUUCGUAAACGGCCGCUGGAUAAAGUCGCAGAAAAUUGUCAAAUUCCCUCGGGAGAAGUUUGACCCCAGCGCCUUCCUGGCUCCAAGGGACCUGGAGCACCGCUGCCUCCAAUCCCGCAGCGAGAGCGAGGACCUGCUGAGGGUCGGAGAAGACAACCUGUCAUCCAUCUCUGCUCCAGCUGGCUUCUGCAACCUGCCCAAAGCCUCUCCCGCCUCCAGCAGGAGAUCAGCACCUUCUCUCAGCCGGAACAGCAGCCCCUCUGGUAGCCCAAAGUCUAGCGGUCGCCGGCCGGGCCGGCUACGGCUGCCCCAGCUCGGCAGCAAGCACCGGCUGUCCAGCAGCAAGGAGAACUUAGACGGCGCGGCGUCCUCUGAAGCCGACGGAGCGCCGCAGACAGACGCAGAGGCAGGAGUCACAGCAGCAGCUGCAGGGCCCCUUUCUUCAGGCGACCCCAUGGCAUCGGAGUCGUCCUGCGGCACCGAGGCGUCCAGCAGCCACUUUGAUGUCAUCCUGGUGAACGGAGACAGCAACGGGAUGGGAUCGGACUGCAGCAUAGAGAGCAACGCGGAGCCAGAGGGUUCGCUGCUUCAGCACCGAGACAUGUGUCUGGAUCCCCUCUACAACCUCUAUGCAAUAUCAUGUCAUUCAGGAAUCAUGGGAGGAGGCCACUAUGUGACGUACGCCAAGAACCCCAACGACAAGUGGUACUGUUACAAUGACAGCAGCUGCAAGGAAGUCCAUUCUGAGGAGAUCGACACAGACUCCGCCUACAUCCUGUUCUACGAGCAGCAAGGAGUCGACUACUCCCAGUUCCUGCCCAAGAUUGACGGCAAAAAGAUGGCCGACACCAGUAGCAUGGAUGAGGACUUUGAGUCUGACUAUAAGAAGUACUGCGUCCUCCAGUGAGCGCGUUCUCUCCGUCAGCACUGAAUCCGCGCCUGCUUUCAGCGCCGGCCGCCAACGGCUACCAGCCGGCGGUUCUGUCUGCCUAUAGGGAGGCAUCGCAGCACUUUUUACUCAGCCCAGAAUCUAGCUUAGUCAGACCCCCCCCUUAAAUCUGCAUUUGUGUAUUUUUGCCAUAAUAAACCUGAUGUAUGCAGAUGUGGCCAGAUGAUGAUGAUGAUGAUGAUGAUGUUUGUGACCUGAGAGGAGGAAGAAGACGACGGGCUCCGGGUUUGAAGGCUGAUGAUUGGAUCCAGAAGAAGAUGGAAACGCCACCAUGUCUGCUGGUGUCACAUUUGGCGGCAAACUGGUUCCUGAUCCGGAGCGUUGGGAACCGGGAGCUGCUUUUCACAGCGAUGAUGAGUCAUCAGGGUAAAGGUCACAUGCUACCUCAUCGCCUCCCAUCACACCGCAGCUGGAGCCUCUCAAACAGUGUUAACGACAAACAUUGGGGUCCUUCCAUUGUAGGAGAGACCAGGUACUGACAUUUCAGACCCCCCCCCCCCCCCGUAGUUUAAUCCCAGAGCUGCCAAAUCUGAGCGGUGGUUUGGAAGCUGGUUUGAUUUUGGAAAGGUGCCAUGAUUUCAGAAAUAAUAACUUAAAUGUGUUCGGUAUUCGUUCCUGACUUUUUUUGUGUGUUUUAUAAGAUUAGUUUUAUUUUUGUAAACAGAAUAUUUCUGUUAAGGCAGAUCUUUUUAGAUCAGGCAUAUCUGAGGCCACGCCUACAGGAAGUGGGCUUCUCUUUGCACCUUAGGUCCCUGCUGUCACUUUACACCACUUUGAUCACUAAAUCCUCAAACCUGGAACAUUUAGGCCGAAAACGUUAAGCUGCCAAAGAUUUUAUCCGUGCUUUUAUUGUUCUCCAUUGGAAACGUUUAGCAGCGAAACCUUCCUGAUGCUGAGGUGACGCCAUGCAGGAGAGACGCGUCCUGCAGUAAACGAACGAUUGUUGGGAGGUUUCCGUUUAGCAUCGGGAUGCAGAACAAACCUUCUACGGCUCAUUAAUCCCAUUUCAAAUAAUCUGAGAUGUUCAGAUGAAUGGUUGACCUGCCGUCAGCGUGCCGAUGAGCUCCCACUUCAUCCUUUCUUUCUCUCUUUGACUCAAGCAGGAAGUCGUCUUAAAUAGCAGCUGGUUGCCUGCUAGUUGCCCCCCCCCCCUGAAGCCGGCUGUGGUACAGUCUGGCAGCAGGUGAUCUCUGUCAGGAUGAAGCUCCCUGCGUCAUUUCAAGUGAGUGUGAGCAAAAAGCUGAAAUGCUUCCUGCUCGGAUUCUGAUGGAUUUUUCUGUGCGCCCCCCCCUCCCGCGGUUUGAAUUAUUCUGGAUGUAUUUGGUUGAGCUUGUGUGUUUUGAACAUGUGCUGAAAGCUGCUGCUCCUCCGCCGCUCUGCCUUUACGCUGAGCUGAUGAUGACCUCCGCUGUGAAGCGUCACUCGCUCAGAUCUGAUCAGAUGAAAACCCAUUUUCUGCCGUAGCGUUCGUCUCCCGGCUCCAAGCGCGUCGGCUGUUUGUUCUUCUCCCUCCUGUAGCUCAAACCUCGUUAGUUUCAGCACAACCUUCAGACACCGAACGACGAGCCUAGCAGCCGGCGCCCCCCUCCCUGGAUAAGCAUGUUGGCAGGCGGGGCGAUCUACUACUGAACUGUCUGUGUUUGUAGCCUCUUUUUAUUUAAGGUCCGUGUGGUCGGAUCAGAACCCGACUCAUUAAUUUAAUGAACUUUUUGUAAGGUGUUUGUUGAAACAAAAUGACAUUGCACUGACAUGAAAACGUGUACAUAAAGUGUUUUUUGUAAAUACGCCAAUGAAAACUGUGUAUUUGAAUAUGACCUGUACAAAAUAUUGUACCUGUAGUUGUAUAUGGAGUGAAACUGUUGAUCUGUAACAGAAUAACCUUCAAAUUAAACUCUGCUGAUGAAACAUCAAA
This is a messenger RNA of Cyprinodon tularosa, 6963 nucleotides long. It is a transcript of the gene usp32, whose product is annotated as ubiquitin specific peptidase 32. Gene Ontology annotation, cellular component: Golgi apparatus. The record is from RefSeq and is a predicted model, not a curated record. Gene Ontology annotation, biological process: protein deubiquitination. Gene Ontology annotation, molecular function: calcium ion binding; cysteine-type deubiquitinase activity. The transcript has 34 exons. Bases 198 to 5009 code for a protein of 1603 amino acids. Lineage: Eukaryota; Metazoa; Chordata; Actinopteri; Cyprinodontiformes; Cyprinodontidae.